AUGACGAAGAAAGGUGGUGACGAAGCCUCCGACCUGCCUCCGGCCCACCUCCGCCAGAGGCGCCUGCAUGAAAGAGUUUGCUGGGUCCUGUUACUCCUAGGAGUGUACGAGCCCGACAAUGUGAAGCCCUCGUCUCAGUUUCUAGUCGCUGCCGCCAGUCGUGUAGGAGGAGGAACCUUUACCCACCGUUCUAUGCGAAGAAGCACCACCCUUCCACCCGCGGCUUCUGGAGUCGAGAUCUUCCAGUCGAGGAGGAAGAACCCGAUUGUCGUCGUACACCAGUCGAGUGAGUGUACGAAAAAGGACUGUGAAGGUUUAGCGCGAGGAAAGGGGAGAGACCGGAUCUCCAGCUCGAGAACAAGGACGAAAGUGAGGAGUCAGGAAGGGGGAAGAGAGUGGGCUGGGCUCGACGGUUCGAGGACCAAUGGUUUGGAGGAGGAAAGCAAGAAAGAAGAAGAGAGUUCAGAGGGCCAGGCGUGGCCUCCUGCCAUUCACUCUGCCAUUCACUACGAGUGA
Messenger RNA from Penicillium manginii, 516 nucleotides. RefSeq lists its product as uncharacterized. The record is from RefSeq and is a predicted model, not a curated record. The coding region runs from base 1 to 516 and encodes 171 amino acids. The transcript is spliced from 3 exons. NCBI's taxonomy places the organism in Eukaryota, Fungi, Ascomycota, Eurotiomycetes, Eurotiales, Aspergillaceae.